This is a messenger RNA of Ostreococcus lucimarinus CCE9901, 1077 nucleotides long. RefSeq lists its product with no specific name. Gene Ontology annotation, molecular function: protein serine/threonine kinase activity; ATP binding. The transcript has a single exon. The record is from RefSeq and is a predicted model, not a curated record. Lineage: Eukaryota; Viridiplantae; Chlorophyta; Mamiellophyceae; Mamiellales; Bathycoccaceae. Gene Ontology annotation, biological process: peptidyl-serine phosphorylation; mRNA cis splicing, via spliceosome; peptidyl-threonine phosphorylation. The coding region runs from base 1 to 1077 and encodes 358 amino acids.
AUGUCCAAAGGUUUGGCCGAUAAUUGGGACGAUGCCGAGGGAUACUACUGCGCGCGCAUCGGCGAGGUGUUGGAUGGGCGGUACACGAUCACGGCGCACCUCGGUAAGGGGGUGUUUUCAAACGUCUUGCGCGCGGUGGACGAGUCAAAGACGGAGGGCGAGCCGAGUGAGGUGGCGAUUAAAGUCAUUCGGUGCAACGACUCCAUGUACAAGGCGGCGCAGCUCGAGAUUGACAUAUUACAGAAACUCAGUGGAAGUGAUCCCGAGAAUAAGCGACACUGCGUGCGCUUCGUGCGGCACUUUGAGUAUCGCGAGCACGUGUUCAUGGUGUUCGAGUCGUUGGCGAUGAAUCUGCGCGAGGUGAUUAAAAAGUUUGGCCGUAACGUCGGCAUCAACAUCAAAGCCGUGCAGGCGUACGCCACUCAGUUGUUCAUCGCGCUGAGACACUUGAAGAACUGCGGCGUGGUGCACGCGGACAUCAAGCCCGACAAUGUUCUAGUCAACGAAAGCCACAACGUAUUAAAGUUGUGCGAUUUCGGCAGCGCGAUGUUCGACGGCGACAACGAGUUGACGCCGUAUUUGGUGUCGCGAUUCUAUCGCGCGCCGGAGGUGAUUCUUGGACUGCCGUAUUCGCAUCCUAUGGAUUUGUGGUCAGUCGGAUGCUGCUUGUACGAACUGUUCACCGGUAACAUCUCGUUCCCGGGUCGCUCAAACAAUCACAUGCUAAAGCUCAUGCUCGAACUCAAAGGGCCCGUACCGAAAAAGUUGCUUCGCCGCGCUUUGUUCAAGGAUAAUCACUACGAUCCCAUGGGGAUAUUCUCGGUCGUCGAGGAAGAUCCCGUGACGAAGAAGAGUAUUCGCCGUCUCGUUCGCGACGCCAAACCGACAAAAGAUUUAUCGAAAAUAUUCACGCGCGACUCCGACAUGAGCGACGGCGAGCGCAAAAAAGCGCUUCAGUUGGCCGACUUGCUCAAUCAGAUCUUCAAUAUCGAUCCGGAGAAGCGCAUCACGGUGCUCGACGCGCUGCAGCACCCGUUCAUAGUUGAAAAAAUAUCAUCCGCUUCCGAUGGCAAAUGA